Passer montanus (Eurasian tree sparrow) is the source of this 6859-nucleotide messenger RNA. It is a transcript of the gene CAD, whose product is annotated as carbamoyl-phosphate synthetase 2, aspartate transcarbamylase, and dihydroorotase. The transcript is spliced from 45 exons. Gene Ontology annotation, molecular function: aspartate carbamoyltransferase activity; hydrolase activity, acting on carbon-nitrogen (but not peptide) bonds, in cyclic amides; carbamoyl-phosphate synthase (glutamine-hydrolyzing) activity. Lineage: Eukaryota; Metazoa; Chordata; Aves; Passeriformes; Passeridae. The coding region runs from base 54 to 6836 and encodes 2260 amino acids. Gene Ontology annotation, cellular component: carbamoyl-phosphate synthase complex; cytoplasm. Gene Ontology annotation, biological process: L-glutamine metabolic process; L-arginine biosynthetic process; 'de novo' pyrimidine nucleobase biosynthetic process. The record is from RefSeq and is a predicted model, not a curated record.
CGCGCGCUCCCGCUCGGUGACCGCGGCGGGCCCGGAGCGCACGUGGCGGCGCCAUGGCCCGGCUGCUGCUGCAGGACGGCUCGGUGCUGCCCGGCCGCCUCUUCGGGGCCGUCGGGGCCGCGGCGGGGGAAGUCGUGUUCCAGACGGGCAUGGUGGGGUACCCCGAGGCCCUCACCGACCCCUCCUACAAGGCGCAGAUCCUGGUGCUUACCUACCCGCUGGUCGGUAACUACGGCGUGCCCCGCGACGAGCCCGACGCCUUCGGCCUCAGCAGGUGGUUUGAGUCCAGCAAGAUCCACGUGGCCGCGCUGGUGGUGGGCGAGUGCUCAGAGACCCCCAGCCACUGGAGCGCAUCCCAGUCCCUGGACCAGUGGCUGAAGGAGCAGAACAUCCCCGGGCUGGAAGGGGUGGACACCCGGGCGCUGACCAAGAAGAUCCGCGAGAAGGGGACGCUGCUGGGGAAGCUGGUGCCGGAUGGGACCCCCGAGGACAGCCUCUCCUUUGAGGACCCCAACACCAAGCACCUGGUGCAGGAGGUGUCGCUGAAGGCACCGCGGGUGUUCAACCCGGGCGGGUCCCUGCGUGUCACGGCCCUCGACUGCGGCCUGAAGAACAACCAGAUACGGUGUCUGUGCAGGCGGGGGGCUGCUGUCACUGUGGUGCCCUGGGACCACCCGCUGGACCCUGCAGAUUUUGACGGGCUGUUCAUCAGCAAUGGCCCUGGGGACCCACUGCUCUGCCAGGAGACGGUGUCCAACCUGUGCCAGCUGCUGGACGCACCCCAGCCCAAGCCCAUUUUUGGCAUCUGCCUGGGCCACCAGCUGCUCGCCCUGGCCCUCGGCGCCCGUACCUACAAGAUGAAGUACGGGAACCGGGGGCACAACCAGCCGUGCCUGCACGAGGACACGCGGCGCUGCUUCAUCACGGCGCAGAACCACGGCUUCGCGGUGCAGGCGGGCAGCCUCGCGCCCGGCUGGCUGCCGCUCUUCACCAACGCCAACGACGGCUCCAACGAGGGCCUCGUCCACCAGCACAAGCCCUUCUUCAGUGUGCAGUUCCACCCCGAGCACUGCGCCGGCCCCACGGACCUGGAGGGUCUCUUUGAUGUUUUCGUGGAGGUGGCACGGGACCUGCGGGAUGGGCACGGCAGCGCCCAGACAGCGUGCCGCAUCCCCCCAGUGCGGGAGCGCCUGCAGCAGUGGCUGACCUACAGCAAGGCGCCAGCGGGGGACGUGGAUGCAGCCCGGCCCCGCAAGGUGCUGAUCCUGGGCUCCGGUGGCCUUUCCAUUGGGCAGGCAGGCGAGUUCGAUUACUCGGGGUCACAGGCCAUCAAAGCGCUGAAGGAGGAGAACAUCCAGACGGUGCUGAUCAACCCCAACAUCGCUACAGUGCAGACCUCCAAGGGACUGGCAGACAAGGUGUACUUCCUGCCCAUCACCCCUGAGUACGUCACCCAGGUGAUCCGGAACGAGCGGCCUGAUGGGGUGCUGCUGACCUUCGGGGGACAGACAGCCCUCAACUGCGGCGUGGAGCUGACCAAGGCGGGGGUUCUGGAGCGCUACCGCGUGCGCGUGCUGGGCACCCCCGUUGCCUCCAUCGAGAUGACGGAGGAUCGCAAGGUCUUCGCCGAGAAGAUGGAGGAGAUCGGGGAGCACGUGGCGCCCAGCGAGGCUGCUGCCUCCCUGGAGCAGGCGCAGGCUGCAGCUGAGCGCUUGGGGUACCCGGUGCUGGUGCGCUCUGCCUAUGCCCUGGGCGGGCUGGGCUCCGGCUUCGCCAACAGCCGCGAGGAGCUGGUGGCUCUGGUGAGCCAGGCCUUCACCCACACCUCCCAGGUGCUGGUGGACAAGUCCCUGAAAGGCUGGAAGGAGAUUGAGUACGAGGUGGUGCGGGAUGCCUACAACAACUGCAUCACGGUGUGCAACAUGGAGAACCUGGACCCGCUGGGGAUCCACACGGGCGAGUCCAUUGUGGUGGCACCCAGCCAGACCCUCAAUGACACCGAGUACUUCAUGCUGAGGCGCACAGCCAUCAAGGUGGUGCAGCACCUGGGCAUCGUGGGCGAGUGCAACAUCCAGUUUGCCCUCAACCCCGAGUCAGAGCAGUACUACAUCAUCGAGAUGAACGCCCGGCUCUCCCGCAGCUCGGCCCUGGCCAGCAAGGCCACUGGCUACCCGCUGGCCUAUGUGGCUGCCAAACUUGCCUUGGGCAUCCCCCUGCCCCUCCUCAGGAACUCCGUCACCAACUCCACCACAGCCAGCUUUGAGCCCAGCCUGGACUACUGCGUGGUGAAGAUCCCGCGCUGGGACCUCAGCAAGUUCCUGCGCGUCAGCACCAAGAUUGGCAGCUCCAUGAAGAGCGUGGGGGAGGUGAUGGCCAUUGGGAGGAACUUUGAGGAGGCGUUCCAGAAGGCUCUGAGGAUGGUGGACGAGAACUGUGUGGGCUUUGAUCACACGGUGAAGCCGGUCUCAGACAUGGAGCUGGAGACGCCCACGGACAAGCGGAUCUUCGUGCUGGCGGCGGCGCUGCGGGCCGGCUACUCCAUCGAGCGGCUCUACGAGCUGACCAAGAUUGACCGCUGGUUCCUGCACAAGAUGAAGAACAUCACGGACCACGCGGUGCUGCUGGAGUCGUACCGCGGCCAGCAGGGCACCAUGCCACCUGCCGUGCUCAAGCGUGCCAAGCAGCUUGGCUUCUCCGACAAGCAGGUGGCCCAGGCCGUGCUCAGCACCGAGCUGGCCGUGCGGAAGAUGCGGCGCGACCUGAAGAUCCUGCCAGUGGUGAAGCAGAUCGACACGGUGGCAGCAGAGUGGCCAGCCCAAACCAACUACCUGUACCUGACCUACAACGGCUCCGAGCACGACCUGGCCUUCCGCGAGCCCCACGUCAUGGUCAUCGGCUCCGGCGUCUACCGCAUCGGCAGCAGCGUCGAGUUUGACUGGUGUGCUGUGGGCUGCAUCCAGGAGCUCCGCAAGAUGGGCUUCAAGACAAUCAUGGUGAACUACAACCCCGAGACAGUGAGCACUGAUUAUGACAUGUGUGAUCGCCUCUACUUCGACGAGAUUUCCUUUGAGGUGGUGAUGGACAUCUACGAGCUGGAGAACCCUGAGGGUGUGAUCCUGUCCAUGGGCGGGCAGCUGCCCAACAACAUCGCCAUGGCCCUGCACCGGCAGCAGUGCCGCAUCCUGGGCACCUCCCCGGAGGCCAUCGACUCCGCCGAGAACCGCUUCAAGUUCUCCCGCCUGCUCGACUCCAUCGGCAUCAGCCAGCCCCUCUGGAAGGAGCUCUCCAACAUGGAGUCAGCCAAGCACUUCUGCUGCAAGGUGGGCUACCCCUGUGUCGUGCGCCCGUCCUACGUGCUCAGCGGGGCUGCCAUGAACGUGGCCUACUCGGACAGCGACCUGGAGAAGUUCCUGAGCAACGCUGUGGCCGUGUCCAAGGAGCAGCCUGUUGUCAUCUCCAAGUUCAUCCAGGAGGCCAAGGAGAUCGACGUGGACGCGGUGGCCUGUGACGGGGUGGUGGUGGCCAUCGCCAUCUCGGAGCACGUGGAGAACGCUGGGGUGCACUCGGGUGACGCCACGCUGGUGACCCCCCCGCAGGACAUCACCCCCAAGACACUGGAGCGCAUCAAGGCCAUCGUCCACGCCAUUGGGCAGGAGCUGCAGGUCACAGGGCCCUUCAACCUGCAGCUCAUCGCCAAGGAUGACCAGCUGAAGGUCAUAGAGUGCAAUGUUCGUGUCUCCCGCUCCUUCCCCUUCGUCUCCAAGACCCUGGGCGUGGACUUGGUGGCUCUGGCCAGCCAGGUGAUCAUGGGUGAGGAUGUGGAGCCCGUGGGGCUGAUGACAGGCACAGGCAUCGUUGGUGUCAAGGUGCCCCAGUUCUCCUUCUCACGCCUGGCGGGCGCUGACGUGGUGCUGGGCGUGGAGAUGACCAGCACGGGCGAGGUCGCCUGCUUUGGGGAGAACCGCUGCGAGGCGUACCUGAAGGCCAUGCUCAGCACCGGCUUCAAGAUCCCCAAGAAGAACAUUCUGCUGACCAUCGGCAGCUACAAGAACAAGAGUGAGCUGCUGCCCACGGUGCGCACGCUGGAGAGCCUCGGCUACAACCUGUAUGCCAGCCUUGGCACCGCCGACUUCUACACCGAGCACGGCAUCAAGGUGAAGGCUGUGGACUGGCACUUCGAGGAGGCAGACAGCAGCGAGGCUGGUGCCCGGGAGACCCAGCGCAGCAUCCUGGACUACCUGGCCGAGAACCACUUUGAGAUGGUCAUCAACCUCUCCAUGCGCAACUCGGGGGGCCGCCGGCUGUCCUCCUUUGUCACCAAGGGCUACCGCACCCGGCGCCUGGCUGUCGACUACUCCGUGCCCCUCAUCAUCGACAUCAAGUGCACAAAGCUCUUCGUAGAGGCACUGGGCCAGAUUGGGGCAGCCCCCCCACUGAAGAUGCACGUGGACUGCAUGACGUCCCAGAAGCUCAUCCGUCUGCCAGGCCUGAUCGAUGUCCAUGUCCACCUCCGUGAGCCGGGUGGCACCCACAAGGAGGACUUUGCAUCAGGCACAGCAGCCGCCCUGGCCGGGGGUGUCACUAUGGUGUGUGCCAUGCCCAACACCAGCCCUGCUGUCACCGAUGCCACCUCGUUCGCCUUGGCACAGAAGCUGGCUGAGGCUGGGGCCCGCUGCGAUUUUGCUCUCUUCCUGGGAGCUUCCUUGGACAAUGCUGGCACGCUGGGCCCCCUGGCUGGGGCAGCCGCCGGGCUCAAGAUGUACCUGAACGACACCUUCUCCAGCCUGCGGAUGGACAACGUGUUGCUGUGGAUGGAGCACCUGGAGCAGUGGCCGCGGCACCUGCCCAUCGUGGCACACGCGGAGCGGCAGACGGUGGCCGCCGUGCUGAUGGUGGCCCAGCUGUACCAGCGCCCUGUCCACAUCUGCCACGUGGCCCGCCGGGAGGAGAUCCUGCUCAUCAAGGUGGCCAAGCAGAGGGGCAUCCCGGUGACGUGCGAGGUGGCCCCGCACCACCUCUUCCUGAGCCAGGACGACCUGGGGCGCCUGGGCAAGGGCCGUGCGGCCGUGCGGCCGGAGCUGGGCACCCGCCAGGACGUGGAGGUGCUCUGGGAGAACAUGGACAUCAUCGACUGCUUUGCCACUGACCACGCUCCCCACACGCUGGAGGAGAAGCAGGGGCAGGAGCCUCCCCCUGGGUACCCUGGCCUGGAGACCAUGCUGCCACUGCUGCUGACGGCCGUCUCCGAGGGGAGGCUCAGCGUGGAGGACAUCGUCCAGCGCCUCUAUGAGAACCCUCGCAAGAUCUUUGGGCUCCCAGCGCAGGAGGACACCUAUGUGGAGGUGGACCUGGAGCAGGAAUGGAUCAUCCCCAGCAGCACAGUCUUCUCCAAGGCCCGUUGGACCCCCUUUGAGGGCAUGCAGGUCAAGGGCACAGUGCGGAGGGUAGUCCUGCGUGGGGAGGUUGCCUACAUCGAUGGGCAGGUGCUGGUGCCCCCUGGCUAUGGGCAGGACGUGAGGAAGUGGACCUCAGGAGCUGCACUGCUGCCACACGCUGCCCCCACCAAGGAGAGCGUGAAGAGCCCUGAGCAGCCCCGGCGCGUGGCCGGUGACGUGCUGCGUGGGCGAGCCCCCAGCCCGCGCCGGCCCGGCCCCGCGGGUGACGCACGCUUCCACCUCCCGCCCCGCAUCCACCGCGCCUCGGACCCCGAGCUGCCAGCAUUCCGGAGGCUGGGAGCCGCGCACCGCCCGGGCGCCCGAGGCACCGCUGAGGACACUCGUGAGAAGGGCAGCAGGAAGGCAGCGGAACCAGAUUCGGCGGUGGUCCAGGACAGCCACUUCCACCCGCUGGGCCCCGUCCCGCGCCAGACGUCCCCUCAGCGUGCCCCCCACUUCCAGACCUCCCCGCUGCUGCACCCCCUGGUCGGGCAGCACGUCCUCUCUGUGCGGCAGUUCUCCAAGGAGCAGCUGUCCCACCUGUUCAACGUGGCGCACACCCUGCGCAUGCUGGUGCAGAAGGAGCGGAGCCUGGACAUCCUCAAGGGGAAGGUGAUGGCCAGCAUGUUCUACGAGGUGAGCACGCGGACCAGCAGCUCCUUCGCGGCAGCCAUGAGCCGGCUGGGCGGCUCCGUGCUCUCCUUCUCGGAGGCCACCUCCUCGGUGCAGAAGGGCGAGUCGCUGGCUGACUCCGUGCAGACCAUGUGCUGCUACGCCGACGUGCUGGUGCUGCGGCACCCCCAGCCCGGCGCUGUCGAGCUGGCCGCCAGGCACUGCCGCAAGCCGGUGAUCAACGCCGGGGACGGGGUGGGCGAGCACCCCACGCAGGCGCUGCUGGACAUCUUCACCAUCCGCGAGGAGCUGGGAACAGUCAACGGCAUGACGAUCACCAUGGUGGGUGACCUGAAGCACGGGCGCACGGUGCACUCCCUGGCCCGGCUGCUCACCCAGUACCGCGUCAACCUGCGCUACGUCACCCCGCCCGGGCUGCGCAUGCCCCCCGACAUCACCAGCUUCGUGGCCUCCAGGGGCAUCCAGCAGGAGGAGUUUGGGAGCAUCGAGGAGGCGCUGCCGGACACGGACGUGCUGUACAUGACCCGCAUCCAGAAGGAGCGCUUCCAGCGGGCCGAGGAGUACGAGGCUUGCUUCGGGCAGUUCAUCCUCACACCCCACAUCAUGACCCGCGCCAAGGAGAGGAUGGUGGUGAUGCACCCCCUGCCCCGUGUCAACGAGAUCAGCGUGGAGGUGGACUCGGACCCGCGCGCCGCGUACUUCCGGCAGGCGGAGAACGGCAUGUACAUGCGCAUGGCGCUGCUGGCCACGGUGCUGGGCCGCUACUGACCAAUAAACGCUGCCGGUCGCCA